AGAACCUCAGAGAGAGCUUGAUUCUGAAGAUAGUGACUCUGAGAAGCUCAAUUCAUAGUUUCUCUUUCAUGACACACUUAAGCCCUGCUCAGAAUGCUGCUAAGUUGAGUCUGCAGAAUCUCAUAAUUUCUUUGUCUUCUCUCUGUGAGAAGGCUUCAGUGCAGUCUCUGAUCAGUACUAUUACUUAUCUACACUAUACUAAGCAGCUAAAGAAGGAGAGAAUCUUAUAUAUCUAUCUCUUCUCUCACUUCUAUUCUUUCUGUUAUAUCUGUAAUAAUAACUUUUAUUUCUCUGGAA
Messenger RNA from Blastomyces gilchristii SLH14081, 297 nucleotides. RefSeq lists its product as uncharacterized. The annotation marks the transcript as partial. NCBI's taxonomy places the organism in Eukaryota, Fungi, Ascomycota, Eurotiomycetes, Onygenales, Ajellomycetaceae. The transcript has a single exon. The record is from RefSeq and is a predicted model, not a curated record.